Molecule: messenger RNA, 2172 nt
Organism: Purpureocillium lilacinum
Lineage: Eukaryota; Fungi; Ascomycota; Sordariomycetes; Hypocreales; Ophiocordycipitaceae
Cellular component (GO): cytoplasm
Molecular function (GO): protein binding
Source: RefSeq, a predicted model, not a curated record
AUGAAAUCACCUUUGCCGCGGGACAUAAUCUCCACACUUCCUUCCGAAAUCAUCGCCCUCAUCAUCACCCAGCUUGCUCCGAACCCAUCCUCGCGUCAAAAAGACAACAGCGACGAGUAUCCAGACGAAGAUCCCUCAGAUGAUGACCUGCCGCGGGCAGAGGCAGAUGUUCUUUCGCGGUCCAGGGAAGCCGCAGCCGAGCAGCGGCAGCGCGAAGGCGCGCAGGGACAGCACCGUCGUGCGCUGCACAGGCUCACACGGGUGCGGCCCUUCAUGCGCGAAGCAGAGCGAGCCCUGUGGAUGGCAUACGCUCCGUCGGCUCUUUACUACGCUGUAUGCGCCAACGACAAGCGUCUCGCCGACCGUUGUUUCAGCACUGUGAAACUUGCGCGCUUGAAGCUGGGCCGCAAGUUCGCCCACGGUGUUAGAUUGAACCGGGGGACGAUCCUCCACGUGGCUGUCAUGGCUGGUAACGCACACGCCGUACGCUUGCUCCUGAGCCACGGCGCUGAUAUAGAAGCGAGGGGACAUUUCGUGUCAAGGCCGCCUUACACUAUAUACACUGACCUGUCCUGGAACACCAAGAUUACACCUUUGGGCCUGUCUCUCGUGCUGGGACGUGCGCGAGUCUCCAAACUCCUACUCGACCGGGGCGCCAGCCACGAGGUUGGGUUUCCGGCGCUGAGGCCAUUGGUGCCGGGCGCGGUCAUGGGCUUCCAAGCCCUGCACAGUGCCUCGAUGGGUUCCGACCGCAAGGCGCUCGCGAGGCUGCUGCAGACGCCCUCUAUCGGACUCGACGACAUGUCACAAUCCAACCUGACCCCUCUGCACUGGGCCCUGUUCCAUGUCAUCAGAGUUGACCAUUUACAGAUGCUUCUCGAAGCCGGUGCUAAUCCCAUCAUGAACCCCAAUGUCGCCGAGCCACUGCUUCAUUUCCUCGUCCAGUUUCGCGCCACAAAGGAGGACCUCGGCGCCGCUAUCAACCUUUUGGUAAGGCACGGCGUCGACAUCAACGCCCGGAAUGCGGACAACCACACGGCACUGGUCGGCGCCGUUCGCGAAACAAAUCUCCCCUGUGUCCAGGCCUUGGUCGAGAACGGGGCUGAUGUCAACGACGUCGUCAAAGAAGAUAGCCCUUUGUGGUGGUGUCUGGCCAUACAUCGAGCGGACAACAGCGGCGUUUAUUCUACCAAGCGCCUUACGCGUGAAACCGUUGCCAUUGUCGAAUUGCUCCUCAAGCAUGGCCUCGACGAGGACCCCCAGGCGCUCUUUUUGGGCAUACUCAUGGCCAACAUCGGCGAUGAUGCCAAGGGCCUGCUCAUGCGGCUAGCAAGCCGAUUCACCUUCUCCCCAGCUUGGCUAUCCCUGACGUUCACGAGAGUCGGAUGCCAGCCCUCGUUCUACACUAACAGGGGGCUAUUUUUCUUGAUGGACCACUUUGUACCUACAGACGACUCGACUCUUGACGAGUGUAACCUCUUCACGGGCCUCAUGGGAACUCAGGCCGCCUCACAUCCCAAUUUCCACCGCGUCAUGGGCCCGAGCUUCGACGUAAACGCACCUCUCAAGGGACCCAACUGGGAUGCUGAGCUGGCCGUGCCGCCCAUCGUCGCGCUUACUGGCAGCGAGAAUUACUAUCACGACACAUCCCGCCAUACGUUGGAGGCACUGUUACGCAGGGGGGCCAAUCCUCAAGCCACGAACGAGCUUGGGCAGAAUUGUCUGCUAGCGUACAUUACCUCACACAUCCGCUCCAGAAGCCUCGUCUUCGAAAAGUCAGAUGCCGACAUCAACGGAAGCUUAUGCGCACUCGUGCACAUGCUGGCAGAGCACGGCUUCGACUUUACCAGCGCGGAUAUCCAGGGCAACACGGCCCUGCACCUUAUUGGGAUGGCACGCUGGGCCGACCGGCACGUGUCUUGCGCGGACCUGCUCAUCCAGCUUGGCGCCAGUGCGAGCCAGCGCGACAACGAGGGCCUCACGCCGAUAGAUGUGUACAUAGGGGCCAUGCAGAGGCAGUUCAUGUACAUUGAUGGCUCAUUCGGCCGCGCGCUGGCUGCGACGCUGCCGGAUGAGGAGCGCAGGCAUGCGGAUGGGAGGCUUGCCGGAGUGAUGACGAUGGUGCGCAAGAAGCAGCGGAUCAAGCGGAAUAGCAUUGAGCACAAUCGUUGA